This is a messenger RNA of Haliotis rubra (blacklip abalone), 3909 nucleotides long. Its product is annotated as multidrug resistance-associated protein 1-like. The record is from RefSeq and is a predicted model, not a curated record. The coding region runs from base 63 to 3887 and encodes 1274 amino acids. The transcript has 23 exons. Gene Ontology annotation, cellular component: membrane. NCBI's taxonomy places the organism in Eukaryota, Metazoa, Mollusca, Gastropoda, Lepetellida, Haliotidae. Gene Ontology annotation, biological process: transmembrane transport. Gene Ontology annotation, molecular function: ATP hydrolysis activity; ATP binding; ABC-type transporter activity.
GGAAGUCGUUGACAGAGGCAGACGUCGAUGAUAUUCAUCCUUCUUUAUGGUCUGCCAGCAAUAUGCCUGGGUUUCUCUCACAGUGGAACAAACAGACUGGUCAUCCAAACAGGACAAAUGAGAACAAGAAAGUGUAUUAUUCAAAAGGACACAAUGACUCUCUCCUUUUUGAUGCAUGUGAUGAAACGUCACCUUUGUUGGGAAAUAAACAUCAAGAGAUGAAGCAGACGAAGAAGGCAGCUAAUGGAACCACGUUCUCGCUGGUCAGGGCUUUGUGGAAAACAUUCUGGUUUGACUUGAUACAGUUUCAAGUCUGGGUGCUUGUUAGUGACUUGCUCAGAUUUGCCAGUCCUUUGAUACUUGGCCUUCUCGUAUCCUUCACCACAGACAAGACUGUGCCCCUGUGGAAAGGCUACCUUCUAUGUAUUGUGCUGUUUGCAUCCACGUUGACUCAGACAGUCUUUUCUCAUGCUAACUGGCACCAAGGAAAAAAGGUGGCACUCAGGAUUGUUGCUGUCAUCAUAUCUGCUAUCUUCAGAAAGUCCUUAAAGAUGAGCAACAAGGCAAAGAAAGAGUCGACAACAGGAGAAAUUGUGAACUUGAUGUCUGUAGACGUGGAGCAUAUACAAACCAUCACGGUUUGGAUCUGGGCAGUGUGGGCUAUUCCUUUGAAUGUCGCCAUUGCCCUGUACCUCCUGUAUCAGUCUCUGGGAGCAUCCAUGUUCGCUGGGAUGGCGGUGUUGCUUGUGUUGUUGCCCGUCAACGUUGUCGCCGUGUUCAUGCUGAGGAAGUAUCAGGCUGAACUGAUGCAAUACAAGGACAAGAGGAUGAAGAUAAUGAAUGAAGUCCUCAAUGGCAUUAAGAUACUGAAGUUGUAUGCCUGGGAACCGUCCUUCCAGGAAAAAGUUUUGGAGGUUCGGGAUAAGGAAUUGCGCAUUUUGAUGAAGAUGGCUUUCCUUAAGAGUUUUAACACCUUCACCUGGACUCUUAUUCCUUAUCUUGUAUCUCUAACUACAUUUGUGACAUACAUCUUCACUUCUGAUGACCACUACCUCCGACCUGAGGUCGUCUUCCCGGCGAUCUCUCUCUUCAGUAUCAUCAGACUUGCUAUUGUCAGAUCACCAUCUGUCAUCGCAUAUUUAGUCCAGGCUACAGUAUCCCUGAAGAGAAUUAACAAGUACCUCAACAGAGAAGAUUUGUCUGAAACCGACGUCUUAUGGAACGCCACACAACGUCCAGCGGUGAAGAUUACAAACGGAUGUUUCCAGUGGAAUUCUGAAGCAGCACCAACACUCACAAACGUCAGUUUGGAUGUUACCGAGGGUCAGCUUUUGGCAAUUGUGGGUCAAGUCGGAUCUGGAAAAUCCUCACUUGUGUCUGCCAUCUUGGGGGAAAUGGACAAGCUCUACGGUCAUGUCAGUUUGAAGAGUCACAUUGCCUACGUGCCCCAAGUUGCGUGGAUCCAGAACGACACCCUGCAGAACAACAUUCUGUUCGGGAAGCCCAUGGACAGACAUUGGUACAACAAUGUAGUGGAGUGUUGCGCUCUGACUCCAGAUCUGGAGAUGUUACCAGCUGGCGAUAUGACAGAGAUAGGGGAGAGAGGUAUCAACUUGAGUGGCGGACAGAAACAGAGAGUCUCACUAGCCAGAGCUGUCUACAACGAUGCUGACAUAUAUCUGCUGGAUGAUCCACUCAGUGCCGUUGACAGUCAUGUGGGGAAACAUAUCUUUGACAAGGUCAUCAGUAGCGAAGGUUUGCUCGCUAGCAAGACUCGUGUCCUGGUCACUCACGGCAUCCACUGGCUCCCAGAGGUGGACUCCAUCCUUGUGAUGACCAGUGGUCAGAUAUCAGAGAAAGGGACGUAUGAGGAGCUUCUGCAGUCUAACGGGCCAUUUUCCAAGUUCCUACAGACUUACCUGACAGAGAAUAAUGAUUUGGAUGACAGUCAAAUUGAAAAUUUUCCUUCUAUGAAAAUAUGUUCUUCAUUCAAAAUUUACAGCAUCGUUCAUACAUAUAGAUCUAAGCCCCAAACCAAUGAGACCAGACAGUUCCAAGUCAAAGAAGAAGAAUUGAAAAAGGAGAAGAGGAAACUGGUUGAAGAAGAGGUUGUAGAGUCUGGCAAGGUUACUAUGAAAGUAUUUCUAACCUACUUCCGGGCUAUUGGGUUAUUGCCGAUGUUGAUCGCGAUGGUUAUGUACGCAUUAUUUCAAGCAACGUCUGUAACGUCAACUACGUGGCUCAGCAAAUGGACUGACGACACUUCGCUAGGAAACCUGACAACGCUGCCUUCCAACAGCACAGCCCGAAUUGAGAAAAAUGAAUAUUACAUUGGAAUAUAUGGUGCUUUGGGUCUAGUUCAAACUACGUUCAUCAUGGUAUUUUCCUUUCUAUGGAACCUAAGGACGGUAAAGGCAUCUGGUACACUCCACUCGAACAUGCUGAAGAAUGUUCUGAGGGCACCGAUGUCCUUCUUUGACACCACGCCUACGGGCAGGAUUGUCAAUCGGUUCUCCCAGGAUAUGGAUACAAUCGACACCAGAAUGCCCAUCGCGGUGGAAUAUUCCUUCAACACCACGUUCCAAGUCUUCAGCAGCAUCAUCAUUAUUUCUUACACCACCCCUAUAUUUCUCGUCGUCGUCGUUCCCUUAGUGGUACUAUACUUCCUUGUACAGCGUUUCUACGUGACAACAUCUCGCCAACUGAAGAGAUUGGAAGCCAAAAAUCGCUCUCCGAUAUACAGCCAUUUUGGGGAGACCUUAUCAGGAGCCAGUGUUAUCAGAUCGUUCCAAGCCCAGUCGAGGUUCAUCAAGGAAUCUGAGGACCGAGUAGAUGCAAAGCAGAAGUUCACCUUUUACUCAUUUUGUGCUCUCAGAUGGCAAGGUGUGCGUCUGGAAGUCUUCGGGAACAUCAUCGUUCUGGCCGCCUCCCUGUUUGCCGUCAUGUCACGUGACACCUUGUCAGGAGGACUUGUAGGCUUGUCGGUCUCCUAUGCUAUUGAGAUAACCGCUAACCUCAGCUGGAUGGUGCAGCUGGUGUCAGAAGUAGAGACACAGAUCGUCAUGGUGGAGAGGGUCAAGCAGUACACUGAAAUACAUUCAGAGCCAGCAUGGGACAUGCCCGAGAGACGUCCAACUCAUGACUGGCCAGACGCGGGGGUGGUGAAGUUCCUUGACUACUCAACGCGAUAUAGAGAAGGCCUUGACCUUGUUCUCAAGGGAGUAACGUGUACAGUGCAUUCAAGAGAGAAGGUGGGCAUCGUGGGCAGGACGGGGGCUGGGAAGUCCUCUCUGACUCUGUCCCUGUUCCGGCUGAUAGAAGCUGCAGGAGGAGAGAUCAACAUAGAUGGCGUUGACAUCAGUACACUCGGGCUGCAUGACCUCAGGAGCAAACUCACCAUACUACCUCAGGAUCCUGUAUUAUUUGCCAGAAGCCUGCGAGGCAAUGUUGACCCCUUCACCCAGUAUUCAGACAAUCAGAUCUGGCGGGCGCUGGAACAGGCUCAUCUGAAGACGUUCGUGGAGGUACUUCCUGAUGGACUGGAACACGAGUGUAGCGAAGGAGGGGAAAAUAUGAGUGUUGGUCAGCGGCAGCUCUUGUGUCUGGCCAGAGCUCUCCUGAAGAAGACCAGGAUCCUAGUACUGGAUGAGGCUACAGCAGCCGUUGACAUGGAAACAGAUGACCUGAUCCAGCAGACCAUCAGGUCAGAGUUCAAGGACUGCACGGUGCUGACCAUCGCCCACAGACUCAACACAGUCAUGGACUACGACAGGAUCCUGGUCUUGGACAACGGCCGUGUGUGUGAGUUUGACACACCCUCCAUCCUGUUGCGACAACACGACAGUAUCUUCUACAACAUGGCCAAAGCUGCUGGGUUAACAACAUAAUACAAAACAAUUUCACAAACUA